AGUGUGUCUUUGGCAGCAGGCGGGAUCUAGUGAUCGUUGGCUGCCGGUAGAAGUCGGGCGGGCCGUUGCAGAGAGCAGCGUGGUCCAUCCUGUGACUGACUGACUGACUGACAGACACACAGACACCCGCCGGGGGAAAAAAAAAAAAAAAGUUACUCUGAGUUCGCGGACACACUGCCAACAUGUCUGGAGACGACGAGACACAGGAGCAGACCAUCGCCGAUGACCUGGUGGUCACCAAGUACAAGAUGGGGGCUGAGAUUGCGAAUCAGGCUCUGAAGACGGUAGUUGCGGCAGCUACGGCUGGAGUCUCUGUACUCAGCCUCUGUGAAAAGGGCGAUGCCUUCAUUAUGGCAGAGACUGGGAAAAUCUUCAAGAAGGAAAAAGACAUGAAGAAAGGUAUCGCUUUUCCUACUUGUGUGUCAGUUAACAACUGUGUAUGCCAUUGCUCCCCUCUGAAGAGUGACCCUGAUGUCAUACUAAAGGAUGGGGACCUUGUCAAGAUUGAUCUGGGUGUGCAUGUCGAUGGCUUCAUCUCAAAUGUGGCUCACAGCUUCGUUGUUGGAGUGACCAAGGACAACCCAUUGACAGGGAGGAAGGCUGAUGUUAUCAAAGCAGCUCACCUCUGUGCUGAGGCUGCCCUGCGUCUUGUCAAGCCAGGAAACCAGAACACACAGGUCACAGAAGCCUGGAACAAGAUCGCAAAGUCAUUCAAGUGCUCUCCCAUCGAGGGCAUGCUGUCCCAUCAGCUCAAACAACAUGUGAUCGAUGGGGAGAAAACGAUCAUUCAAAACCCAACUGACCAGCAAAAAAAGGACCACGAAAAGGCUGAGUUUGAGGUGCAUGAGGUUUAUGCAGUGGAUGUGCUUAUCAGCACUGGAGAGGGGAAGGCAAAGGAUGGAGGUCAGAGGACCACCGUUUACAAACGAGACCCCAACAAGGUGUACGGCUUGAAGAUGAAGACAUCUCGGACAUUCUUCAGUGAGAUGGAGAGACGCUUUGAUACAAUGCCUUUCACUCUAAGGGCAUUUGAGGAUGAAGGCAAGGCCAGGUUGGGUGUUGUGGAGUGUGCCAAACAUGAGCUGCUGCAGCCAUUCACUGUGCUGCAUGAGAAAGAGGGUGAAUUUGUAGCCCAGUUCAAGUUCACUGUGCUGCUCAUGGCAAAUGGACCUCUGCGAAUCACCAACAGCCUCUUUGAGCCAGAACUCUACAAGUCUGAGCAUGAAGUGGAGGACCCCGAGCUGAAGGCUUUGCUUCAAAGUUCAGCAAGCCGUAAGACUCAGAAGAAGAAGAAAAAGAAGGCCUCAAAAACCGUCGAGAGUGCAACAGGACAGGCGAUGGAGACUGAAGCUGCAGAAUAGAUUCUCUCUCCAAGAAAUUCUGACAGACCUCUGAUGACCCAAAGAACAGACGUCAUGAAUCCUUCUGUCCCAGCUGUCUGAGGCACUAGCGGGUGUAGCCGCUGUGAAUACCUCCAAAUCUAACUGAUGUCAGUCUGGGAUGAUGCUGCUCCUAAAUUCUGUCACUCCACCUAAAACACACACACAUACGUCCCUAGUAAAUCUCACUGUCCUUGAGACAGCCUUAUUCUCUUAAUAGUGGACACAGUCCUGCUGCAAGAGAGGAUAUUAUGUGCAAGGGCAUAUACUCACUGGAACAUUUAACCAUUCGACUGAUCUUGAGCUUUUGUUCCUUUCUCCACAAUAACUGUAGUGAAAGAUAUGGAAAAUGAAAUGAGUUUGACAGAGCGGCCAAGGAUGAUGAAUGCACAAUACUGUGUCAGUGUAAUUGUAUGGCAUUUAGACAAUUUCCUUGAGGUCAUAAGCCUGAAGCCAUGCCUUUUGAAGUGAGCGUUAACUCGUCGUGGGCAGAAACCCCGAUAUCCUAUGACAUUCACACAAUUUAUAAUCAUGACAUCAUUAGUCAUCAUUACUGUUCAGUUCAGCAUAAUUACCGCAUUUGUACUGCUCUUGCUUAAGCUUACUAGUCAUUGUGUAUACUUCUAGGGAUCUACUGUAGGUUACUCAGCUAACAGUUUCUAAAACUGAAAUUUUAAGUCCUGCCAGUUGAGUAAUUUAACUAGUAAAAUAAGAAAUUUCCUUUCUCAGUUGUGGAUAGUCUAAGUUCUGCCAAGAGUUCAGCAUUCAGUCUUCUGGUGCCACCACUGAGUCUGACAGUCUGUGUUUACAUAAGAAUUCCAUACCUGUUAAAUAUAUGGAUACUUUUGUAAAACAAAUCCCACUUUCAGAGACUAUUUUUGGAAACAUUAAAAAGCCACCUGACAUCA
Messenger RNA from Xiphias gladius (swordfish), 2287 nucleotides. RefSeq names its product proliferation-associated 2G4, b (gene pa2g4b). The record is from RefSeq and is a predicted model, not a curated record. The coding region runs from base 183 to 1361 and encodes 392 amino acids. Lineage: Eukaryota; Metazoa; Chordata; Actinopteri; Istiophoriformes; Xiphiidae. The transcript has 13 exons.